AAUUUCCUCACUUGUACAACAUUACUGGAGUGUCAUAAGGGAUAUUUUGUGAUUAUUUUACGCCUGCAAGAAUCGUCCGUCUAUAUAAUCCUACUCCCCCAUCUCUAAUACAUCACCUUUGAAACAUCAUCUUCAUGCGCUUCCAAUUCUCCAGUGUGCUGCAAACGCUCUACACCCUCUCAAGUCUCAAUCGAGCCCGAGCUUCACAGCAGAUCCCCCUUCUGCAGUCAUUACCUCAGCGAGCCACCGCUCUUAGGUCUAUGCCCUCCAUUCCCAUCCUAGGCAGUCUCUUCGGCACGAAAGCCACCGACAGCUCCACGAUGUCCUUUCCAGACAAGCGAACUGAUGAUGAGUGGCGCGCCGUGUUGAACAAGGAGCAGUUCCGCAUCCUGCGCGAGAAAGGCACGGAACCCCCGGGUUCUGGCAAGUUUGACAAGCACUAUCCUUCCGAAGGCGUGUAUACUUGUGCUGGCUGCGAGGCCCCGCUGUACAAGGCCACGCACAAAUUCAGCAGCGGGUGCGGCUGGCCAGCCUACUUUGACAGCAUCCCGGGCGCCGUCGUGCGCCACGAGGAUAACUCCAUGUUCAUGAAGCGCAUCGAGAUCAUGUGCGCCAACUGUGGAGGCCAUCUAGGCCAUGUUUUCAAGGGCGAGGGCUUUCCUAAUCCUACUGAUGAAAGACACUGUGUUAAUUCUGUCAGCCUGAACUUCUCGCCUCAGGACAAGAUUGUGAAGGACGAUGCGGGGGCAGAUGGUGAGGCGAAAGAGUAG
This is a messenger RNA of Cryphonectria parasitica EP155, 770 nucleotides long. Its product is annotated as SelR-domain-containing protein. Lineage: Eukaryota; Fungi; Ascomycota; Sordariomycetes; Diaporthales; Cryphonectriaceae. Gene Ontology annotation, biological process: protein repair; response to oxidative stress. The transcript has 2 exons. Gene Ontology annotation, molecular function: peptide-methionine (R)-S-oxide reductase activity. Bases 135 to 770 code for a protein of 211 amino acids. The record is from RefSeq and is a predicted model, not a curated record.